AUGCUCCAUUGUAUGGGUGCGUCUCAACAGCCAUUUCGGCGAGAGGAUCGGAACAAAUGGAUGAAGUACACAACAUCGCAGCCAACACUUGAUGAAACAGUUGCGAAGAGGUUUGCUGGCACUGUGGCUAGUGCUGCUAAAGACCUCGAGUUCUUCCAAUCCAAUAUCUUGAUUUCUUGCGUCGGUGCCAUGUCAUCCCUUGGUGUACCUUUCUCUACAAGACCUGCGCAGGCAGUCCGGGACAGCUCCAGUGGCUUUGGCGGAUGUGUGAUCACAGCAACUUCGCUGUCCCGGACAAAGACGCUGGUGAGAAGAAUGCCACCACCGCGUUUGGGGAGUGGCUUCUCACUAUCAUUCGUAGUUCUCGUCGUGCGAUCUGGGCAACUGAGGUGGAAACGUUUGCAACGGCGUGGCAGCACGACAAGGCAAGCUGUACAGGAGUCUGAAGAGCAACUAGAUGGAGUUUCCAAAGCAUUGCGUGAGGCUUUGAUGAAGUUUAGGGCCGAGGUCUCCAAGCCAGAUGCUGAGAUUGAUUUGACUUGGGCAGCCGCAUUGUUGGCCAUGCACGCAAACCCAGAGAUGGAUCCGGAGAAAGUCGUUUUGCAGCCCUUGGCACAACUCAGCAGGGAGUUUCGUGAACGGCUCGAUGAGUGCGAAGGUGAUGUGGAAGAAGACGGCGGAGCUGCUGGGUUACCUGAGCAGAUCCAGCUACAGAUGCGAGCUGCUGGGCUCUGUGCUUUCAUGGCGGAGCAAGGCUUCAAAGGCUGCCCAAGGACAGAAGAAGGAUAUUACAAUGCCGAAAACUCUCGGAUUGAAAGAGUUCUUCAACGACGAUGCGGGAUCCCUAUAACCCUAUCCCUGGUUUACAUGAACGUGGGCCGUUCUUGCGGCUUGCAGUUGCAAGGUAUGAAUUUUCCUGGGCACUUCCUUCUGGGAUUCGGAAAGGGUCACAGCGCGGGCUUGUUGGAUGCCUUUGAGAAUCGGACUUACACCGAGAGCGAGGCUGAGACGUAUCUUUCGCAGCUGUAUGGCCAGCAAAUCAAGCUCAGUUCCAGUUGGAUGGAAAUGCCACGACUGCCCAACAAGAUGUUCUUACUCCGAAUGAUCUCAAAUCUCAAAGGAGUGUAUGAACGUGGUGAAAAUGUGGCACAGGCUGCGCGAAUAGUGCAGUAUGCCAAUUGUUUGUACGAUGAUUGA
Molecule: messenger RNA, 1197 nt
Organism: Symbiodinium natans
Lineage: Eukaryota; Dinophyceae; Suessiales; Symbiodiniaceae
Source: the annotation of a GenBank genome assembly